GUCAUCGUCAAUAAACAUAAAUGAAUUUUUAAUUAAUUAAUCGGUGUCAAUGUGAAUGAUUUUCAUUAUUGAAGCUCAGUUCCUGUAUGAUUCUUGCUCAUUAUCAUCAUCAUCAUCAUCAUGUUCGUAAUGUAAUUUACUCUACAUCUUGUAUAUAGGAUUCGAUUGUUUUUUUUCAAACUGCAAAAAAAAAUUAGAACAAUUCUGAUUUGGAUUAAUGCAAUGAGCAUCAUGUUUCAAACAAAUUUUCAACUAUUUGUAAUGAUAUUUUUGAUUUUAAUCUAUACAUGGCCAUAUUGUCAUUGUCGUAUACAUCAUUUGAAAUUACAUAAUGAUAUUCGAAGAUAUUUUCCUGUAUCAACAUUCGGUUAUUUUGCCGGUGGUCAGCUUGAAGUUACUAUUAAUCGAUUUCGUUAUUAUCCUGAAAAUCUAGAUGAAAAUGCCGUUUCGCAAAAAUUUGGCUUUUCAUUGACUCGUACACUGAGUAAUAAUAUUUCACCAUAUAUCGAUGGACAAUAUAGCCAACUAAGUUGUACGCUUAAUCAAGAUAUGGAUUAUUUUCAGGAUGAACUUGGUGUUAUAAUGAUGAAAUUCGACAUCAAAAACAAUAGUGUGUUGUUACAAUGUAAUUCAGAUCUCAGCAAAUUGAGUAUAUUUUCCUCUGAUCAUUCAAUCGCAAAACGUUCCAUCAAUUCUAAUGAAGAAAAAUCUAAACAGGUUGAUAUUCAACCUAAAAUUGAAAAUGAUAACAAGUCCAAACAAUUCGAUACAGUUCAAGGAGUCGAUAAUAAUGUUGCUCCCAUCCCUGAAAAAAAUGAUCAAAACGAAGAACCACCAGAUGAAAUUGAAUCAAAGAAAAAUGUUCAUGAUUCUGAGCAAAAUGAGUCUAAAAACAUGGAAUCUGUCAAUGUUAAAUUUGAACAUGCUGCAAAUUCUCCUUAUUCAUGUUUAACCAACUCUAUCGAAAUGAAACGAAUAGGCAAAGCUCAAGAUGGCAGUUUAGAAUUUAAUUUCGAGUUUAAAGUUUUCAUUACCGAUCCAAAAUAUGAAGGUUUAUAUUCAUUACAUUUUCACAAUUGUUUCAAUUAUCCGAAAACCAUGGAAGAAUUAAAUCAAUAUACGUCAGUAGAUUUGGACAUAAAAAUUGUGGAAAAAAAUCUGGAUAAUUACCUAUCGGCAGGUGAAAUUCCAUUACCUCAAAUAUUCUUUGCUCUAUCCAUCAUAUUCUUUAUUCUGGGAGCUAUCUGGUGUGUCUCGAUUCGAAGUCGUUAUGAAGAGACAUUUAAAAUUCAUUAUUUGAUGGGUGUCCUAGUGUUUGUUAAAGCUAUGUCUCUACUUUUUCAUAGCAUCAACUAUCAUUUCAUUGCUAAAGAAGGAUCUCAAGUUGAAACAUGGGCUGUAUUAUACUAUCUAACUCAUUUUCUCAAAGGUGCAUUAUUGUUCAUUACUAUCGUUUUGAUUGGCACCGGUUGGGCAUUCAUCAAACAUAUUCUCAAUGAUAAGGAUAAAAAAAUAUUCAUGGUUGUCAUUCCAUUACAGGUGAUUGCCAAUAUUGCUGAUAUAAUCACUGAGGAAAGUGAAGAAGGUGCAUUAAUACACACCGUUUGGAGAGAGAUAUUCAUCCUAGUCGAUAUGAUAUGCUGUGGUGCAAUACUUUUUCCAGUUAUUUGGUCCAUAAGACAUUUACAUGAAGCAUCUGCCACCGAUGGCAAAGCAGCUAUUAAUUUGAAAAAAUUACAAUUAUUCCGUUUCUUUUAUGUGAUGAUUGUAUUCUAUAUAUAUUUCACUCGAAUUAUUGUCUAUCUUGUCAAGAUAACGGUGCCUUUCAAUUAUGAAUGGUUGGCUCAAUUCUUUCAACAUGCAGCCACAUUAAUAUUUUUCAUAUUGACUGGAUAUCAUUUUCAACCGACAACAUCGAAUCCUUAUUAUCAAUUAUUACAGGAUGAAAUCGAAAUGGAUGAAGAAGUUUUAUUCAUUCAGCCAAGCACUUUUAGUGAAGCGAAAAAACGUAAUCGUGAUCUAGAAUCGGGUGAUUUGCAGAAUCUAUUGAAUACAAAUUUUACACAUGACUAUGAUUGAAUCAAAAAUUCAAUCCAAUUCAAUGCCAUUUUCAGAUAUUUGUUUCACAUAUAUUUUGCCAUUAUCAAAUAUAUAUAUGCUUGUAUGUAUAGAGAAAGAGA
Molecule: messenger RNA, 2180 nt
Organism: Dermatophagoides farinae (American house dust mite)
Lineage: Eukaryota; Metazoa; Arthropoda; Arachnida; Sarcoptiformes; Pyroglyphidae
Source: RefSeq, a predicted model, not a curated record